AAAAGUUGCCUAACUUCAGAUGACACCUGUUAACUCAACCCAGUUUGCUUGUCAUCCCCUGAUGGUUAUUCAUGUGGAUUGAGAGGAACCCACCCACUCUCUUUGCAAGUAACCAGCAGAGCUUUUAAUUCAACUGCUGGUGGACAGCCAGUCAGCUGCAGAUUGGGGAGUUGUGAGUAAGACCUCACACCUUGCUUAUCCUUCACAUUACUUGUGUACCAAACAACCCAGUUCCUCAUAUUAGCAAGGGACCAAGUGACAACAGAGCAAAAUUCCUUCGUGUUGACAUGAAGUCUCCAAAGCAAGGAGGGUUCUGUGUAUUAUUUCUGCUGAUUCUGCCAUUCCUGGCCCUGGGGACCCUUGAACCAGACUGUGUCGCCAUCACAGAGUGGAAACAGAAUGAAACCGACUGCUUAGAAGAGAUCCAGCUGCACAUGAACGAAACCGCAGGUUGCAAAAGACUCUGGGACCGGCUUCUGUGUUGGCCAGAUGCAAAUCUUGGAGAGUCGUUUUCUUUCAAUUGUCCAGGCAUCAUUUUCCACUUCACAAAGGAAUCAGGUAAAGUGAAGCGAAGUUGCACCGACCAAGGCUGGUCUGAUCCGUCUCCACCGUAUUCGGAAGCUUGUUCCAUAGAAGAUGACAUCUCUCUGGAUGAAAUUUCUUUCUUUUCAACGAUCCAAACCAUCUAUACGGUGGGUUACAGCAUUUCAUCUACCACUCUGACCGUGGCAAUCUUUAUCCUCUUGGCCUUCAGGCGACUCCGUUGCUCAAGGAACUACAUCCAUGUCCACCUUUUCGUGACUUUCAUCUUGAAGGCCAUUGCCAUCUUCAUCAAGGACUCCGUUCUCCUGGACAGCAAAGGGAGUGAUUACUGCACCUACUCCACGCCCGAAUGUAAGGUCUCGAUGGUGUUCCUUAACUUUUCCACCAUGGCCAACUUCAUGUGGCUCUUAGUAGAAGCUAUCUACCUCAACUGCCUGCUCCUUUCGUCCUUUUCCCACGGAAGCAAAUACUACUGGUGGCUUGUCCUCUUUGGAUGGGGUGUCCCAACGUUCUUCACCACGCUGUGGAUAGUACUGAAAGUGUAUUUUGAAAAUGUUUUGUGCUGGGAUGCGAACCAAGGCUCCCCUUACUGGUGGGUCAUCCAAGGCCCCAUCAUGGUCUCUGUUGCGGUCAAUUUCAUUCUUUUCAUCAAUAUUGUCCAAAUCCUGAUGAAAAAACUGAAUCCCAGACACGUCCAUGUGAACAACUCGUUUCAAUACAGGCGCUUCUCUAAGUCGACUCUGCUUCUCAUCCCCUUGUUUGGAACUCAUUACAUCAUCUUCAACUUCCUGCCCGAAUACAGCCACGUGGGAGCCCGUCUUUACUUGGAGCUGUGCAUUGGAUCGUUUCAGGGCUUUGCCGUUGCCUUUUUGUACUGUUUUCUGAAUCAGGAGGUACAAGCAGAAGUAUGCCGGAAAUGGCGAGGCAACAAUUAUGAAUUUAUGAUGCCCAUUAGGAGGAGGAAGACCAAAUGGACGAUGCCCACCGCUUCCGGAAUCAAAGUGACAAACCUGAUGUUUAAGAAUUAA
Messenger RNA from Pseudonaja textilis, 1571 nucleotides. NCBI's taxonomy places the organism in Eukaryota, Metazoa, Chordata, Lepidosauria, Squamata, Elapidae. The record is from RefSeq and is a predicted model, not a curated record.